AUGGCAAACUUUAGCUUCUACUUCGCCAGCUGUGCGCUGCUGCUGCUGACCCUGAGCGGGCGCACGUCCACGGGGCUCCCGGUGACCGCGCUGGGCGCAGAGAGGUGUGCGCGCUGCUCACUGCUCUUCAGGAGCCUGCUGCUGAAUAUCACAGAGCUUCUCAACGGUAAUGUUUUGUGCUUCGGCAUCAUAUCCGAUGAGGUGGUGGUGAGGAGUAAAGCUGAGACACUACUGGCCUGCGCACCCGUUCUGAAUCAGAACUCAGGUUGCAGGAUGCAAAGAAAUUCAACCUUCAGUGAGAGUGAAUGUUUGAGGAACAUCAUGGAGGACUUGGCUUACUAUGACGCUGCUAUUAAAUCUUACCUUAAGUCCCCACUCAGAAGUCAUGAAGAAGAAAGUGCACUUCUGAACCCAACUCUUGAAAUAAUAAAGAGCCUGAAGAACUGCUCCCUGAUGCCAACUGGAGAGAACGACUCUUCAGAGGAGGAUGCUGCCCAGAUUUGGGGAAAUGAAACCUACGCUAACAGACAGGAGAUGUGUAAGAUGAUGAGAGGCUUCCACGUCCGAGCCAUCACCAUCAACCGAGCUAUGGGCUACAUCUCCUCAGGGGACCACAGGAAGUAA
Xiphias gladius (swordfish) is the source of this 624-nucleotide messenger RNA. It is a transcript of the gene il12a, whose product is annotated as interleukin 12a. Gene Ontology annotation, biological process: immune response. Gene Ontology annotation, cellular component: extracellular region. Bases 1 to 624 code for a protein of 207 amino acids. The record is from RefSeq and is a predicted model, not a curated record. Lineage: Eukaryota; Metazoa; Chordata; Actinopteri; Istiophoriformes; Xiphiidae. The transcript is spliced from 7 exons. Gene Ontology annotation, molecular function: interleukin-12 receptor binding; growth factor activity.